GCCUCGGGAAUCAAACUUCACUUGUGUUGUGGUUGUGCAUUUUCUCUCAGCUCAGCUCAGCUCACUGUUCCGUGCAGAUCCUUUCCUUUUCCGCAUUGAUUUAAUGAUCACAUAAAGUGAAAUGAAUUGGCAAAGGCAUUUAUUUAUGUAUCUUUUUUUUCCUUACCUCUUGUUUUCGAUUCACAACCAAGAAUACUAAAUUACCGCCACAGAUCUAGAUAUACCGUACAUCCGUACAUACACAAUCCGGCCGCGCCGCCUCAGCUCCGAGCUAGCUAGCUAGCUCCGGGGGCGCGGCGCGCGGCAGAUCCGAUUGAGCUAGAUCCGGGGGCCAGAGCAAUCGUUUUGGACAGAUGCACGGACGUUUUUGCUUUUCAGUUACAAAUACAAAUUUACAAUUAUUGAGUCAACAAUCUUUUCAACAUUCACCUGAAUUACGUAGCAACGGCGCCGUCAGGAGAUAUCGCGUAGUUUGGCAUUGAAUAUUUUUUAGUAAAAAAACAGACAUAAGUAUGAGCACCGGAGAUGGUCAAAUUUCCAGCCAGCUUAGACGGCAGUCAUCUGAUAAUUCUGGGUCCCCUCCCAGCCUUUCAGAGAAGGUUACUCACCUGACCUCUAUAGCUACAGGUCAACUUAUGAAGAUACCAGAAGAGGAUAGGCUUGGCCUAUGUAGAAGCGUUUCUGAAUUUGAGAAGCUGAAUCGAAUUGGAGAAGGAACUUAUGGCAUUGUGUAUCGUGCCCGUGACAUGAAGAGCAAGCAGAUUGUGGCACUGAAGAAAGUUCGCAUGGAGAAAGAGAAAGAUGGUUUACCAAUCAGUGGCCUUCGAGAGAUCCAUCUUCUGAUCAACCUCAGACAUGAGAAUGUGGUAGAACUCCGAGAGGUAGUUGUUGGUCAGCAUCUUGACAGUAUAUUUCUAGUGAUGCAGUACUGUGAGCAGGACCUUGCCAGCUUGCUUGACAACAUGCCUUCCCCGUUCACAGAGACCCAGGUCAAAUGCCUUGCCCUCCAGAUGCUGCGAGGACUGCGCUAUCUCCAUGACAACUUUGUCAUCCACCGAGAUCUAAAGGUCUCUAAUCUCCUGGUGACGGACAAGGGCUGCCUCAAGAUAGCUGACUUUGGUCUUGCCAGGCGCUAUGGUCUCCCUGUUCGACCUAUGACCCCUAGGGUCGUGACCCUGUGGUACAGAGCUCCAGAGCUUUUGUUUGGUUCCACAGAUCAGACCACAGCCAUAGAUAUGUGGGCAGCAGGAUGUAUCCUUGGUGAGCUCCUUGUCAACAAACCCCUCAUGCCAGGAGCUUCAGAACUUCACCAAAUUAACCACAUCAUAGACCUUGUCGGGACUCCUAAUGAUACCAUCUGGCCCGGAUUCUCAGAGCUUACUAUGGUCCAGAAUUUUACUCUGAAGAAGCAGCCGUACAACAAUCUGAAAGCCAAAUUCCAAUGGUUAUCCCAAUCCGGCCUGCGUCUUCUUAACUCUCUUCUUAUGUACGAUCCAAAGAAAAGAGCUUCAGCAGAGGAGAGCUUACAGAAUUCCUAUUUCAAAGAACAGCCUUUACCUUGUGACAAAGCCUUGAUGCCAACAUUCCCUCAUCAUCGUAACAAGAGAAAAUCCAACACAAGGCCCGAGCAUAAACCUUCACAAUAUGGAAAGAAUGAACUGGGAGUUGCAUUUGGAUCUGGAGACACCAAGAAGAGUAAAAGAUGAUGCGAGUCUUCCAUUGACUAGAAUGCACAAGAUGUAAGCCCUAUGAUGGAGAGGCUUGCUCUUGAUCUAAGAUGGCAUUUGAGUGCCCCUUCUGAGGAUGGACAGGUGAAUGCCAGGAUUUGUCCAGGUCCUCUCCAGGCCUUCCUGGGCCAAGUGCGAAGAUGGCUUCUGUAGACUUAAGGUCUAUCCUCAAUAUCUCUGUUCUUCAAUCCCAGCGGUGGUUAAGUUUGUAAAUCAAAGUGAAUAAAAGAUGUCAUGGACAUGGGUUAGGUUAGGUGAACAGUAGAGAUGUGCUCGAGCCCGGGUUGACAUUUUGGAUGCAUCACUGUACCUCUUAUGUGUACAAAAUGGACUCUGUGAAAAUGCGUACUUUCAAAAAGAAGGUUAUGACAAGGGCUCUGCUUCAAUUACUGUAUUGCGAAUUACAAUAAAUAGCGAGACAGUAGGGGAAGGCGGGGUAAGUUGAGCAUAGGGGCAAGUUGAGCCACCAGCCCCAGGCCAAUAAUGAAUGAGCAAGACAUUGUGGUGGUGUCAUGUAUUGAUGACCCAUUACAUAACCCUUAACCCAACCACAUUGUUUUCAACUUUGAAACAAAAAGUAUUUUUUUAGAGGGAAAAAUACACAUUUUAGCCAAAAAAGUAAAAAAGGGUGUGAAAUAGAUAAGUGCUUUUUACCUGCACACGUCUUUUAAUAUAAUAAAUAAAUAAGAACAAUAUUGUUAGUCCAGGUAUGGAUUCUCAUUCUUGUCAUAGUCUUUACAUGAUGGAUGCAUAAGAAAUGUUUGGAUGUGAAAAUAUCGCAUUAAGUUCGGACUGGGGUAAUUUGAGCCAGCCAACAUGGGGCAAGUUGAGCCAUAGUAAUUAUUAUGGUAAUGUAUAAUAAAAAAAUAAAAGAA
Lytechinus pictus (painted urchin) is the source of this 2602-nucleotide messenger RNA. RefSeq names its product cyclin-dependent kinase 10-like. Gene Ontology annotation, molecular function: ATP binding; cyclin-dependent protein serine/threonine kinase activity. The record is from RefSeq and is a predicted model, not a curated record. Gene Ontology annotation, biological process: protein phosphorylation; regulation of mitotic cell cycle. The transcript is spliced from 12 exons. Gene Ontology annotation, cellular component: nucleus. Lineage: Eukaryota; Metazoa; Echinodermata; Echinoidea; Temnopleuroida; Toxopneustidae. The coding region runs from base 513 to 1706 and encodes 397 amino acids.